This is a messenger RNA of Rhinocladiella mackenziei CBS 650.93, 2064 nucleotides long. RefSeq lists its product as uncharacterized. The transcript has a single exon. Gene Ontology annotation, biological process: regulation of DNA-templated transcription; DNA-templated transcription. Gene Ontology annotation, molecular function: zinc ion binding; DNA binding; DNA-binding transcription factor activity, RNA polymerase II-specific. Lineage: Eukaryota; Fungi; Ascomycota; Eurotiomycetes; Chaetothyriales; Herpotrichiellaceae. The coding region runs from base 1 to 2064 and encodes 687 amino acids. Gene Ontology annotation, cellular component: nucleus. The record is from RefSeq and is a predicted model, not a curated record.
AUGAAUACAGAGCGCACUGCUGCUCGAAGGACCAAGAAAAGUUGCGAGCAGUGCUACCAUCGAAAAGUGCGCUGCCAUGGAAGGUCUCCUGGCUGCGAACCCUGUCAAAGACUCGGUUUCGCAUGUACUUUCGCCCAGGACAACUCUUCAGUAAGCCUUUCUGCCACCAUAACGACAAAUCAGCCUCGGAAACUUCGCGGCGGAAACGCUUGCCUACAAUGUCGCAAACAGAAAACUCGCUGUAGCCAGGGUGUCCCUCAAUGUUCAAAUUGCGCUAAGAAGAAAUGGACCUGCGUUUACGCUUCUCCCUACGAACCUGAACCGUUGGGCAUACAAGAACAGAGCCCACCUUCGAGUUUGAUCCCCGACAGGAUUGCUAUGUUAUCAGCCUCAGACACCUCAGCACAUGGCCGUGGUCAUGCAGAUGUCGGACUUGGUGCUAUAGAAACUCCCGGUCACAGCCUCCUCGAAAGUCCUGUCAUCUUUGGACCUGACCAGUUUACCAGCAACCUUGUGCAAGAAUUCUUCAAAGUGCUCCACCCAACCCCAUCGUUUUCUUUCCUCCAUCCAAGAACGACUCAAGAGCGACUGGUGGAAGGUUCCCUGGACGAAGCAUUGGUUUUUGCUAUAUGUGGCAUCACUAUUUCUAAACAAAAAAUGGAGCCAGUGGCCCGAGAUCGAAGCCUAGCAUGGAUUUCGAAGAGCGAGGAAUUGGUCUGGCAGCAUCUAGAGAGCCCGAAUAUGGCACGACUUCAAGCCCUGAUUCUUUGUGUGGCGUAUCACAUCGACACUGGCGCUUCGCACAGAGCCUUCAUGCUCGCCGGUCUUGCCGCUAGAGCCGCCACAGCAAUGAGACUUAAUCACGAGAGGCAUCACUUGGACCUUGUCAGCAACGAGGUACGACGCCGCACCUUGUGGUCGUUAAAAAUCUUGGAGCUGUAUUUCUCGAUUGGCCUGCCCGAGUACGAGCUUCUACCGUUUGAAAACGUCUAUCUACAACUUCCGAGCCGUGAAGAACACUUCCAGGACUCGGCGUCAUCUUUGCAUACGGAAGGAGGCGCGUAUCGGCUAUUUGUCAGAUUGACAUCGAUGCGAAGAGACAUCAUGAAAUUGAAUCGCUCAAUCACACUUUGUGAUGAGCCCUUUCCCCUGCUCCUUAAGCUGAUACGUGGCCUUCAUAACGAGCUCAAUCACCUACGUUGUCAGAUGCCGGCGGGCUCAGACUCAGUGAUGGCAGGCGUGACGCAGUUCGUCGAGACUCCUUGGCUAGCCAGACACCUGGUCAUGCAGCUGUCAUGGCACCAAUGUCGCUGCGAUUUGUACCGCUUAUUGCUCCCAGGCUACCCAGAAGCCGCUCCGGCAGUAGUCCUGGCCAGUCUCGAUGCUGAAGCCACCAACGAUGCAGUUCAAAUGUGCACCGAAAGUUCGCUUUCCAUCAUUCAAACCCUCUCGGAUGUCAAUUCACAUUGUGCGCAUUCUCCGAUCUUAGAGUACGAUGCAGCCAUCUGCGGCUAUCAUGCCGGUCGACUCGUCUUGUUUCUUGCCCACUCUCAGGCAAAAAGCUCUCGAUUAUCCAAAGAAUAUGCCAUCAGCCGAGCGGAGUUGUGUCUGGCCGCAAUCAAGCGGUUUUUCCGAUAUUCAGCGCCUGUCGAUCCCAUCCUGAAAGAUCUAGAAAGGUUGAUCUCCGCGUGCAGCUCUUCCCCCGACGACUGGACCCAUCUCAUCUUCAUCUCCCCUCCAAACGAGGAGGCGCGAGACCCGGUGCUCUCUGAAGUGGCAAGGGCAAAACAACGCUUGGCUAUACACAGUUUGCUACGACAGGCAGAAUUCGAGGGUGGUGAACCCUCAUCUGUGGUCUCCCCAUCUAGUGCCAGUAUCGAACUCCCAUCGACUCGACAUCGUAACAUGUACAGAGUUCUCUCUUUAGAACAAGAUAGGAGCGCUCGACUCGAUUCGCCACUGGUCUAUGUACCACAACCUGGUACGGAGGAGGAGCAACCAGAUCAACAUGGAAACCCGUCCACAUCCUCUUCGCGGCCACUCUUGUUCCCCUGGUGUGAGUAG